Geodia barretti is the source of this 639-nucleotide messenger RNA. Lineage: Eukaryota; Metazoa; Porifera; Demospongiae; Tetractinellida; Geodiidae. The record is from the annotation of a GenBank genome assembly.
AUGGGCGUUGGCGUUCUGAAAACCUAUAGGGACCUGCUUCCGGUUACUGAUGCCACGCCCAUGAUUACCUUGGGCGAGGGUGAUACGCCCUUGGUGAAGUCCAACCGGAUGGCUGCAGAGCUGAACUGUCCUGAACUGUACUUCAAGCUGGAGGGAUGCAAUCCCACAGGCUCGUUCAAGGACAGGGGGAUGGUGGUGGCAAUCGCCAAGGCCCUGGAAGAAGGGAGCCGCGCCAUCAUGUGCGCCUCUACCGGCAAUACCAGUGCUUCCGCUGCCGCCUUUGGCGCCUACAGCGGGCUGCCCGCAUUGGUAAUAAUCCCUCGCGGUGAAGUGGCGAUGGGCAAGCUGGCCCAGGCCAUGGCAUACGGGGCCAAGAUCAUCAUGGUCAAUGGCAAUUUCGACACGGCCCUGGACUUGGUUCGCACCUUUACCAGCAAGCAUGAGGUCACGCUGGUCAACUCGGUGAACCCUACGGCUCUGGAGGGGACAGCGAAGACCGCAAGCAAUCGAGAUGUAGACUCCCUGGGGGAUGCCCCGGACUAUCUUUUCAUCCCGGUGGGGAACGCAGGAAACAUCACGGCCUACUGCGUCGGAAUACCACGAACGGUGGCGCAGCGACACUGCGAAAAGCGAAGAUGA